Molecule: messenger RNA, 2979 nt
Organism: Cercospora beticola
Lineage: Eukaryota; Fungi; Ascomycota; Dothideomycetes; Mycosphaerellales; Mycosphaerellaceae
Source: RefSeq, a predicted model, not a curated record
CGCGCUCCCUUCGCGUUGCGGGAUAGUGAUGCCUUCGUAGAGCCAUCAAUGUUUGACGCAUCGCCGGCCGACAACUUUCUCGGUGUGUUACUUUGCGCGACCACCGCCUUCGUCCUCCACUGGAUGAUCACCGGACGCGUCGCAGGAGGGAGGACGCGACUUCCUGCCGCCGCCCUUGCCAUUCCCCCAACACCACCACGCGCCCGCCGCGCGCACGUCCCUUUCGCGAGCACCUCGUCUGCCCACUCCCGCCCACUCAACACAUUCCCGACGCGGCGGGAGAAUAACAACAUGUUGCGCAAGGCUCACAACGAGUACGAGAGGAAGACCGGGCUGGCACAGAUCUCGCAGGCGAGCUUCUCCUCGCAGUCCUCCAGCCAAAAGCAAUCAACGAACCCAGGCUACAAGAAUCCUCUGAAACCCAGCUCAGCGUCGAGUCUCAAUGGUCUGCGAGGCUCUCGCUCCCCGUCCAGGGCUGGAAUCAAGCGCACAUCGAGCGGCCUUGCGAAGUCGUUCGAUGGCACCUUUGACGAAGACGCGGGUUCACGGUAUCAGCCGGUCGUGAUUGGGGGCCAGCCAGGAAAGACGGUCAUUCCUCAAGCUCUGUUUGACGAGAACGAGUUCGAUGAUGAUAUAGAUCUGGAUGUGGAAGAGCCGGUAGCAAGGAAAACGACCACAAACAUCGUGAGCUAUCCAGAUCUCUCAGCACAUCUGCCCAAGACAACGGGACAACGUAGCUUCCACACCACUUCCACAAAGCCGGCCACGAUCGAUGCAGCAGCUGGAAGAGAGGAUUUUGAAUUCACGAACUUUGACUCGGGCUCAAAGUACAACGCGAGGACAGACCAGGCACCGAACAGUAGUGCACCUUUGCCUUGGUCUUCAUCGCCGCUUGAGCACUUUCAGCCUACUGGACGCCCGCAGAAAUCACUUCAGUCAUUCGCUUUCGAUGGAUUCACCGGCACCGAUGCGAGCAGACAACCUGCCACCUCACCACAGCCUAAACCCGCCAAGCGCAGGACUCUGCCAUGGCUCGAGGGGAAAUCGCAAGAGGCAGAGCCAACUCACACCGUGAGCGGGAAUUCGCAUCGAUCACGACCUGUUACUGCAACGCCUGCACCGAGCAAAGAUAGAAAGGACAAAUCUGCGUACCCCUGGAAUACGACUGCCAGCGCGGUGAAAGAGCAACAAAAGAAGAAACGCGAAGAGACACGGAAGACAUCAGGCAAGGUGAUUGAAGGCACUGAGGAGUCAGUCAAAGCCGCGACCACUAAGCAGAAGCGUCCUGCAAAGGUGUUCCUCAGUGACGAACAGCAGCACGUCCUCGAGCUCGUUAUCGAGAAAAAGAAGAGCGUGUUUUUCACCGGUUCUGCAGGUACGGGAAAAUCUGUCCUGAUGCGAGAAAUCAUUGCCUCACUUCGAAGGAAGUAUCAACGCGAGCCAGAUCGCAUCGCUGUUACGGCCUCGACUGGUCUUGCUGCCUGCAACGUUGGUGGUGUCACGCUCCACAGCUUUGCUGGCAUUGGGCUAGGAAAGGAAGAGGUGCCUGAGUUGGUACGCAAGAUCAAGAAGAAUCAGAAAGCGAAGCACCGGUGGAUGAGAACGAAGGUUCUAGUUCUGGACGAAGUGUCGAUGGUGGAUGGCGAGCUUUUCGACAAACUUGAGUCGAUUGCACGCCAAAUCCGCAAUAAUGCACGACCAUUCGGUGGCAUUCAAUUAGUGAUCACUGGCGACUUCUUCCAGUUGCCGCCAGUGCCGGAAGGUGGUAGAGUUGCUAAGUUCGCAUUUGAUGCGUCAACGUGGCCAACAACCAUUGAGCACACCAUCGGACUGCAUCAUGUCUUCCGUCAGAAAGAUCCAGUCUUCGCCGGGAUGCUCAAUGAGAUGCGUGAGGGUCGGCUAACACAGUCAUCUAUCGAGGCCUUCAAGAGGCUCUCUAGACCUCUGAAUUACGAAGACACACUUGAAGCGACUGAGCUAUUUCCUACUCGUCAGGAAGUCGAUAAAGCCAACAAUCAACGUCUUGCACAGUUGCAAGGGGAUUUGUUCCAGUUUCCUGCGCGGGAUGGCGGUUCGAUACAAGACAAGACUCAACGCGAUAGACUCCUUGCGAACUGCCUCGCGCCAGAGGCCAUCACACUGAAGAAGGGCGCUCAGGUUAUGCUUAUCAAGAACAUCGACGAGACGCUGGUGAAUGGCUCGCUGGGCCGGGUCAUUGGUUUCAUGGACGAACGCCAAUUCGACAGCUACAACAACAACGAAGCCGCAUUUCUGCAAUCGCCUGGCGGCACCGUGCAGUCAAAUGCCGGUGAUAGUGCUCCCAUGGACGUGCGACAAAUGAUGCAAGGUGUCACCACAUCUCGGAAAUGGCCUUUGGUCCGCUUUGCCAUUGCGGACGGAACCUGGCGCGAUCUUCUUUGCGAGCCUGAGACGUGGAAGAUCGAAUUACCGAACGGGGAAGUCCAGGCAUCUCGUGCACAGAUCCCGUUGAUCUUGGCGUGGGCUUUGUCUAUACACAAGGCGCAGGGUCAGACACUCGAUCGUGUGAAAGUCGACCUUGGUCGUGUCUUCGAGAAGGGUCAGGCAUACGUCGCGUUGAGUCGUGCGACCAAGAUGGACGGGCUCUGCGUACUGAGGUUCGAUGCUCGCAAGGUGCAGGCACACGACAAGGUCCGGGCCUUCUACUCGAAGCUCGCAAGGGUGGAACUGCAAGAGAAGAACAAGGAACGUAUGAGCGCAAUUGACAAGUCCGGUGUCACAAAGGCAAAGGACUACGAGUCGAAUUUCGUCGAUGGCGACUUCGAUGACAGUAACAUCAAUUGGGAUGAGUAUUGAGCCACAUCUUAAUUGAUGCUCAUCAUGGCGGCCGAUGAUUGAUCGCUCUCGAGGCUCUGAUCCUCAUUCUCAGAUAUGUCUAUUUGUAGAUAUAUUCACUUCGCUCACUGCCUCAGCGCUCUAGCAGCUGACAGCGACUGGUCA